UCACCACCUUAAAGUCGGUGUCUCUAAGCUCUGAAGAAUCGUCGGGAUACCAUAAUCAAUCAAAUUCCGUACCUUUUAGUUUUACUAAUAAAUAAUGUCCAGAGAAAAGGAAGAGAAUGCCGCUGAGCUCAAAAUUGGAGAUGAGUUUUUGAAGGCGAAAUGUCUUACCAAUUGUGAAGUUGCGCUCAUUCUUGAACGUAAAAUGUCUGAUGAUCCACUAAAUCAUCAAGUUUCUCAGGUGUUUGAGAAGUCUCUGCAAUAUGUAAAGCGGUUUAGCCGCUACAAAAAUCCUGAUGUAGAUGCAGUUAGACAAGUUCUAAGCAGAUAUCAAUUGGCUGAAUUUGAGCUUUGUGUGCUUGGCAAUCUCUGUCCUGAAACUGUGGAAGAAGCUAUUGCUAUGGUACCAUCUAUAAAGACCAAAUUGGAAGGGCAAACGAUGAUGAAGCUAUAUUGAUCAAAAAAUAUUGAAUGAUUUAUCAUUAAUAAAGAAAUUUGAGAAGCGGCCCAUGCUAUUUUUUCUUAAACGUAGUGAACAGAAUUACACAUGAUUAACAAUGCAAUAAACCGCCAUAAUCGGCAAGGGAAUCUCUUUAAACCAUAAUAACUCAUUGUCUAUCCGAAGGACAUGUUUUGCCUACCAUGCUACUUUUAUCUACUAAUAUAAUUAAGAAAAAUUAGAAUUUGGAAGAAUUUUUUUAACAUGGGAUUUCCAUGUUAAUUAUUAGAAUAUCCGCCCUUUGUUUGAAUGUAAA
Molecule: messenger RNA, 752 nt
Organism: Cannabis sativa
Lineage: Eukaryota; Viridiplantae; Streptophyta; Magnoliopsida; Rosales; Cannabaceae
Product: DNA-directed RNA polymerase II subunit 4-like
Exons: 5
Coding region: 95-454 (119 amino acids)
Biological process (GO): positive regulation of translational initiation; mRNA export from nucleus in response to heat stress; nuclear-transcribed mRNA catabolic process, deadenylation-dependent decay
Cellular component (GO): RNA polymerase II, core complex; P-body
Molecular function (GO): nucleotide binding; translation initiation factor binding
Source: RefSeq, a predicted model, not a curated record